Molecule: messenger RNA, 2627 nt
Organism: Ochotona princeps (American pika)
Lineage: Eukaryota; Metazoa; Chordata; Mammalia; Lagomorpha; Ochotonidae
Gene: DEPTOR
Product: DEP domain containing MTOR interacting protein
Exons: 9
Coding region: 124-1353 (409 amino acids)
Biological process (GO): intracellular signal transduction; negative regulation of TOR signaling
Molecular function (GO): protein binding
Source: RefSeq, a predicted model, not a curated record
CAUCUGCGCCACGGGGCUGCCCCGAACAAAGAUGGCGCGGCCAGCCUCCAUGAGGGCGGACCGCGGCGAGGAGCCGAGCCCACGGCGGGCAGCCUAGGCAGUGGAGACAGCGCGGCGCGGAGCAUGGAGGAGUGCGGCAGCGCGGCCAGCGCCGGCAGCGACAGCAGCACCAGUGGCAGUGGCGGGGCGCAGCAAAGAGAGCUGGAGCGCAUGGCUGAGGUCCUGGUCACUGGGGAGCAGCUGCGACUGAGGCUGCAUGAAGAAAAGGUUAUUAAAGAUAGACGACAUCACCUCAAGACCUACCCAAACUGUUUUGUUGCCAAAGAACUGAUCGACUGGCUGAUUGAGCACAAAGAAGCCUCCGACAGAGAGACGGCAAUUAAGCUCAUGCAGAAAUUGGCUGACCGUGGCAUUAUUCAUCACGUGUGUGAUGAGCAUAAGGAAUUCAAGGAUGUCAAACUCUUCUACCGCUUUAGAAAAGAUGAUGGGACCUUCCCACUGGACAACGAGGUGAAGGCCUUCAUGAGAGGACAGAGACUAUAUGAGAAGUUGAUGAGCCCUGAAAAUACAAUGUUGCAGCCCAGGGAAGAGGAGGGGGUCAAGUAUGAACGCACCUUCAUGGCAUCUGAAUUCCUGGACUGGCUGGUUCAGGAAGGUGAAGCUACAACAAGAAAAGAGGCAGAGCAGCUCUGCCACCGGCUCAUGGAGCAUGGCAUCAUACAGCAUGUGUCCAACAAGCACCCGUUCGUGGACAGCAAUCUUCUCUACCAGUUCAGAAUGAACUUCCGUCGGAGGCGAAGACUGAUGGAGCUGCUCAAUGAGAAGUCCCCCUCGUCCCAGGACACACAUGACAGUCCUUUCUGCCUGAGAAAGCAGAGCCAUGACAACCGGAAAUCUACCAGCUUUAUGUCAGUCAGCCCCAGCAAAGAGAUCAAGAUCGUGUCAGCCAUGCGGAGGAGCAGUAUGAGCAGCUGUGGCAGCAGUGGCUACUUCAGCAGCAGCCCCACACUCAGCAGCAGCCCCCCUGUACUCUGCAACCCCAAGUCCGUGCUGAAGCGACCCGUCACUUCGGAAGAACUCCUGACCCCUGGGGCUCCAUACGCCAGGAAGACAUUCACGAUUGUUGGGGACGCCGUUGGCUGGGGCUUUGUGGUGAGAGGGAGCAAGCCGUGCCACAUCCAAGCCGUGGACCCCAGUGGCCCUGCCGCAGCAGCAGGAAUGAAGGUCUGCCAGUUUGUCGUCUCUGUCAAUGGACUCAAUGUGCUGCAUGUAGACUACCGGACCGUGAGCAAUCUAAUUCUGACGGGCCCACGGACGAUUGUCAUGGAAGUUAUGGAGGAGUUAGAAUGCUGAGCGGCUCUUCCUCCAAGCCCUGCAGGCCUGUGGCUGACCAAAGCCAGAAGGAUGCGAGCGACACACAUGCAAGACUUCCAUGGAAAAGGAUGGCUUUCGACGUACAAAUCUUUUCUCUGUACAUACUCAUCUUGAGUUGAGCUUCAUACACUGAAUGCGGAAGAAUCGGGUAACAUGUCUUUCAAAACAAGUGUCAGUGUAGAAGACAUUUGGGAAAUAGAGGUUUCCUACAAAAUUGCCUUACUAGAUUUCUAUUUGUAAUUCUUGUUCAUUGUUUUUAAUCAUAGUUUGCAGAAGGUUGUUUACAUGCUUCUCUGGCCAAAACUACAGCAUGUUAAAGUCCUUUUUAUAACUGUCAGUGGAGUAAUUGCUCAGACUUUUAGGGGUACUUUGACCAAAAUUAGCAUGGAACUGUUUGAAAACAGGUCUGAAAAGCUCACCAAGCUACAAAUUAAAGCAAUAUUCGAGGGAGUGUGAUUUGUUAACUAGCAUUUUAAAGAAGGUUCUAAAUCAGUCCAAGUUCGUAAAAGCCAUUAACAAAUGGUUUUCUUAACUGUCACCUUUAGGACCGGCUUUUAACAUGUUUCAAUCAUGGCAUUAGCUAAGAAACAAAAACACAAGAGUACCAUGUGCAAUGGAUGGGGACAAACAGGGAGAUGAUACUUAAAACUGUUUAACCCAUUUUUUUUCUGUUUGAAUUACAGUGUUUUGUUCUGUAAAUCAUCCAUAAUAGCUUUCUAGAGUGAAUCUCUAAUAUAUUGAAUGUGAAAACAGAGCAGAUUGUAUAUACAUAUAGAAAAUUCAAAAUGAUCAUUCUGGCAAGAUUUCAUUUUGAAAGUGUCCAUUUUUGAAAGAAGUAUUUCAGAACUUGACCCGUCACCUGUGACGAAACUUGAAACUCCAUCUUCGUCUGGGUUUUUACUAAUGUUGUAAUAGAGUGUAUUUGAUGGACAUGACGUGCUGCUUUUGGGGUGGUGGGGGAGACUUUUUGCCAAAAUCAUCAUUUUGUUACAUAAAUUUCAUCUUGCGUGUAUAUAUGCGUGUUUCUCUUUUGGUUUAGAAAAGAGUGCAUUUGGGGCUUGAUAGAGAGGAAAUUCCUCAAAGUGCCAAACUGGAGAGUCAGGAAAUGCUAAGUUUCUUCAUUUCACAUCAUGAAUUUUGAAUGAUGAGGUUACUUAUCGUACAUUAAUAAGCUAACACAUGAAUGUUUUAGCUUGGCCAUUUCUUUGUGAUGGCAUAUCUAUCAAAUGUGUUGGUGGAAGGGACAUACCAUG